UUAAGCUCUCUCCAAAGUCCUUCACUCUCUGUGUUUUUGACUUUGUGCGCGCCUCGGCUGCAACCAAGACCAACAUGACCGACUACGACGCUGCAACUGCCUUCCUCGGGGAGUGGGGACGCUUCCAAAAAGAGGUGUUUUUCCUGCUCUGUCUGAGCGUCGUCCCGAACGGCUUCAGCGGCCUUUCCAUCGUCUUCGUCGCCGACACGCCGCCGCACAUGUGCCUCAUUCCCGCGCACGUCAACCUCACCGCUGCGUGGAGGAACAGCAGCAUCCCACUGGAGGAGGAGAGCAACAGCGGCGCGUUGGUGCGCAGCAAGUGCUCCAGAUACAAACUGGAAGAUGUGAAGCGUUUCUCGGACGGAGGCUUGCUGCCCGGCGUUGAUGUUGACCUUACCAAUGUGUCGACGGAGAGCUGCUUGGAUGGGUGGGAGUACGACCGGAGCGUGUAUAUUUCUACCAUCAUAUCAGAGUGGGACCUGGUGUGUGACAACAGGUGGAAAAAUCCGUUGACUUCUUCCCUCUUCUUCUGUGGUGUCCUCACUGGCUCCUUCAUUUCAGGACAGCUCUCUGACAGGUACGGGAGAAAAAUAGUGUUCUUCGUUACCAUGGCGGUGCAGACGUUGUUCACGUUAUUUCAGGUCUUCUCUCCAUCCUGGACGGUGUUCUGCGCCAUGUUCUUUGUUGUCGGGUUGGCACAAAUCUCCAAUUAUGUGGCUGCGUUUGUGCUGGGGACAGAGAUAUUGGGCCCAGGUGUUCGGACGGUUUUCUCCACAGCGGGUGUGAGUCUUUUCUUUGGAGCGGGCUACAUGCUGCUGCCGCUGUUUGCUUACUUCCUCAGAGACUGGAGGAAGCUUCUCCUCGGCAUCUCGCUGCCUGGCUUCCUCUAUGUGCCUCUCUGGUGGUACAUCCCUGAGUCUCCUCGCUGGCUGCUCUCCCAGGGAAGAGUGGAGGAGGCCGAGGCCAUACUGAGAGAUGCUGCUAAGAGGAACAAAAUCCAGCCUCCGCCGGUCAUCUUCAGUCCUUUGCAGAAAGAACUUCAAUGUGAGAUGAGGAAGGCGCACAACAUCUGUGACCUGCUUCGUUCUCGAAACAUCCGCUGGAUAUCUCUCACGCUGUGGCUGGUUUGGAACACCGUGUCCAUCGCUUACUUUGCUCUUUCCCUGAACACGGCGAACCUUCACGGUAACGCAUACUUCAACUCUUUCCUGUCGGCGGUGGUUGAGAUGCCAGCCUACAUUCUGUCAUGGGCUAUGUUUCGCUGGUGUUCCAGACGGCUGAGUCUUUUCUCAACACUCUUCAUGGGAGGAUUGUUUCUACUCUUCGUAAAACUCAUACCAGCAGACCUGAUUUAUCUCGCCAUAACGCUCGAGAUGAUGGGGAAGUUUGCCGUGACGGCGGCGUUUGCGAUAGUGUACGCAUACACAGCUGAACUCUACCCAACCGUCGUGAGGAACACGGCGGUGGGCGCCUGCUCCAUGGCUUCCAGAAUAGGCAGCAUCAUUGCCCCGUACUUCAUUUACUUAAGAAGCUAUUCCAUUUCACUGCCUUACAUCCUUAUGGGAAGCAUUACAGCUCUGUCAGGGUUGCUGAGUCUCCUGCUGCCUGAGAGCUAUGGAAUGCCGCUGCCCGACACCAUCGCUCACAUGCAACACUUCCCCGGAUGUUGUCAGAAGACACUGUAUACACUCACACACAGCGAAGAAAAGGAAAACGCUGCUGACAAGAAGUCUUCAGUUGUCCUCUGAAGAAGGAGCCACACCGAUAUCCGGCUUGAGAUGAAUAACUGGACAACCUUCACGUCUCUGUCCAUGUUUUUGGUAAAUAUACACUCGUCAGAAAUAACUGAAGAGGAUUAUUGUUUUCUGGAUUUGUACGCGGCUGCAACAGGACCAAGGAACAUGACAGUUUUAGAAGCAAUAUAAUGUGUGUCUUAAAAUAUCUCUACGAAACUGGAGUAAUGAUUUCAUCAAAAUACUGUCAAAUGAAAAGUACAACAAUUGUCUGCACUAAAUAUGCUCUGCAACGAUGCAAUUGUUACCAUAUUCACAUGAUACUGAUGUUCACAGUCAUAAAAGAUGAAAGUGUGCAAUUAAAAAAAUAAAAUAAACAGCACAUAAACAUAAAAAAAAAUUUCUUAUAUUCUGACAACAAUAUAAUUAGAACCAGUAGCCAGGUUUAGGGUGUUAUGGUGCAUCUUUUACAUCACAUUUAACACAGUUCAGUUCAUAAUUAAUAUUUGAUUUACAUAUUUGUGAUCUGAGAUAACAUGCACAGACUGCAAGCACAAUUUGAUUUACUCCAAAAUGUUUGACUCAAGUUUUAAUUAUUUUAAUUUCAUUUCUUGGUGAUGUAACUUCAUUAAAUCUACUUGUACUGAUUGUUUCUGAGAACAGUAGGAAUACUAGUGCAACUAGAGGUAAUAGCUCAACAGUUAUGAUUAACUCAUGUAGUUAACUCACGACAAUCAGUUGAUUUUCGAAAGCAUCGGAGGUUUUGAAUGUUUUCUUCUUGUGAUGAAUGGGCACUUUAUGCUGUAGUGACAAAAGACAAAUAAACAAACCAUCAUGUGGUUUUCAGAAUACAGAAAAAUAUAUGUAAAAAAGCUGCAAUCUGCAAUUCUGUUCGUUUUUGUUGCUAUUUUCUUGCCUGAAUACCAGCACCUGUUGCAGUUUUAGCAGAUAUAAUCUUCAUUCAUCCCCAGGGGGAAAUUAGUAAAGUACAAUAACUUGGUAGAUUUUUCAGCCAUGGUGAAUGUCUGCUAUUCAAUUUUCAUUUAUUAAUUUACCAGGACAGUGCACAUUAAUUAACAUUUCCGUUUCCACCUCAGAGUUAGCUGGAGAGCUACUUUUGUCUGUAGUCUACAUAAGUGUAUUGUAUACGAAGACAUAUGUAUUGCUUAAGGAACCCACCUUUCUCUCUUAUGCAUCUGUUGAAUAGUUUGAGGUAGAGGUCGUCCGAAACUCUCUGGCAGGAGGAGAGUAGCAAAGGCAGACACAACAGCCAGGGUCCCCAUUACAAUAUAAGGCAGGUACUUAAAGUAUACACCUGCACAAGGAGAAGAGAACGUUUGGAUGAAGGAAGUCUUUGGUCAGUGUUUUUUGCACGUUGUAAAUAUUUACUGUAUGUGAAUUAAUUAGUGUGCAUAGCAUCCAAACUAAAAUAGGUGAAAUCAGAUGGUUAUCUGUUUGAAGCUACAACAAGGAACUUUCAUUUUGUGUUGAUGUUGUUGGUCCCUGUGGAUAAAACUGGUGGUGAUUCCGAGCACCAGAG
This is a messenger RNA of Anarrhichthys ocellatus (wolf-eel), 3273 nucleotides long. Its product is annotated as solute carrier family 22 member 5-like. The transcript is spliced from 10 exons. NCBI's taxonomy places the organism in Eukaryota, Metazoa, Chordata, Actinopteri, Perciformes, Anarhichadidae. Gene Ontology annotation, biological process: transmembrane transport. Bases 75 to 1748 code for a protein of 557 amino acids. The record is from RefSeq and is a predicted model, not a curated record. Gene Ontology annotation, molecular function: transmembrane transporter activity. Gene Ontology annotation, cellular component: membrane.